UCUCUUCUCUCCGAACUCCAAAGCAAAACCCUGAAACCCGACUUAGAGCAAUCCAAACAUCAACCCAAAGAUGUCUUCCUCCAAGCUUAGAAGCUCCUUUUCAUUCCCAAGUCUCCUUCUCUCCUGCUUGAACUUUGCUCUCUUUAUCCUUUCCGCAACCUCUCUUGCUCCCAUUAUUCUCCUCAAAAUGCCUCCAACCUCUUUGGGUUUAGCAUUCCUGAUGGUCUCCUGCAUCUCCCUUCUCUCCUCCUUCGUGGGCUUCUACUCUCAGCUCUCCCACUUCUGCUUCAUAACCCAUGUUUCACUUCUCAUCGCCUCGUUGAUUGGGCAAGUUCUCAGCAUAUUGGCCUUAUUUACAAGAGAGAGAUCUAGUCUUUCAAUGCUAAAGUCCCCGCGGGACCCAAAAGAGGCAAAGCUAUUGGUGAGAGUGGAAUGUGGGAUUUUCAUGGCAAUGUUGCUAAUGCAGCUGGUGGUGUUAGCGCUGACCUGCACGGUCCAUACCUGCUGGGUGCGAGAAUACGAGGGAUUAGAAGCCGAGAGAGAGGCAACAGCCAAGAAAAGGAGCAGAAGGAUAGCAAGAGUGCAAGAGGAAUCCAUGGCAAGUGCAGCAAAAAUUGCUGAGAUUAAAGCCAAGGAGUUUGAUGAGAAGAUGAAGAGCAAGUACUGUCACUGGGUGAAAACCGAUUUUGAAGGCUAAAAAAAACAUCUAGUCAAUAAUCAUUGUUGAUUAUUUCGUUUCCUCCUUGGGGGUCACUACUGUAGUGGCCACUGUAUUUGUAUCGCAGGCCCUAUGUCUUAUCACCAUGGUUUUUUCUGUGUAAUUUACAACUAUAUAACAGUCGCUAGUUUGCAUCAAAAA
This is a messenger RNA of Theobroma cacao (cacao), 859 nucleotides long. Its product is annotated as Putative membrane lipoprotein. NCBI's taxonomy places the organism in Eukaryota, Viridiplantae, Streptophyta, Magnoliopsida, Malvales, Malvaceae. The record is from RefSeq and is a predicted model, not a curated record.